This is a messenger RNA of Ipomoea triloba (trilobed morning glory), 3369 nucleotides long. Its product is annotated as DNA mismatch repair protein PMS1. The transcript has 11 exons. Gene Ontology annotation, molecular function: ATP hydrolysis activity; ATP binding; ATP-dependent DNA damage sensor activity. Gene Ontology annotation, biological process: mismatch repair. Gene Ontology annotation, cellular component: MutLalpha complex. The record is from RefSeq and is a predicted model, not a curated record. NCBI's taxonomy places the organism in Eukaryota, Viridiplantae, Streptophyta, Magnoliopsida, Solanales, Convolvulaceae. Bases 255 to 3041 code for a protein of 928 amino acids.
UCUAAUCCACUAAAGGCAGGCUUCGAUUUUGGGGGCUUGGCGGCAAAGCGUAGCGGUUGAUGGCCGUACUGCUUAGGGUUAUAUGCGCGCGCUUUUGCUUCAACCACGGAACUCGUCUGAACUGAAAUUCUACUUUGGAGACUUCAGUUACGAUUUACGCACUGCAAUAGAUUACACAUUGAGCUUAGAACUGUGGAGAAUUUGUGAUCGGUUUGUGCUCUGCUCACUGUCCUACAACAGUGAGAUUCAACCGCAUGGAGGGAGGAGCAGCUUCGUCUUCCCAUUCCCCAACCAUCAAGCCCAUCAACAAGGGCGUCGUUCACCGGAUUUGUGCUGGCCAAGUCAUUCUCGACCUUUCCUCUGCCGUCAAGGAGCUGGUGGAGAACAGCUUAGACGCCGGCGCCACCAGCAUCGAGGUUGCCCUCAAAGACUACGGCGGCGAAUCAUUCCAGGUCAUCGACAAUGGUUGCGGCAUUUCUCCUCACAAUUUUAAGGUUCUCGCUCUGAAGCAUCAUACAUCAAAGCUAUCAGAUUUCCCUGACCUUCAGAGUUUAACUACUUUUGGGUUCAGAGGGGAGGCAUUGAGUUCCCUUUGUGCUUUAGGGGAUUUAACUGUAGAGACAAGAACUAGGAAUGAACCAGUAGCAACACACUUAAUUUUCAAUCAUUCUGGGCUUCUAAUAGAAGAAACAAAGACGGCACGGCAAGUUGGUACCACAGUCACCAUUAAGAAGUUAUUCUCCAAUUUACCUGUGAGAAGUAAGGAGUUUCAUCGCAACAUUCGCAAGGAAUAUGGGAAGCUUAUCACUUUGUUGAAUGCCUAUGCUCUGAUUGCUAAAGGAGUUAGAUUGCUUUGCACCAACAUAACUGGAAGAAACACUAAGUCUGUAGUACUAAAGACACAAGGAAAUGGAUCCCUGAAAGAUAACAUCAUAGCAGUAUUUGGUAUGAGCACCUUUUCCUGUUUAGAGCCUGUUAAAGUAUGUGUACAAGAUGGUUGCACAAUUGAUGGCUUCAUUUCCAAGAGUGGAAAUGGAAGUGGGCGGAAUUCGGGAGACCGGCAAUUCUUCUUUGUAAAUGGUCGGCCAGUAGAUAUGCCCAAAAUCAGCAAACUCGUGAAUGAACUGUAUAGAGCUGCAAACAGCAAGCAAUUUCCAAUUGCAAUAAUGGACUUCAUAAUUUCACCUAGAGCCUAUGAUGUCAAUGUAACUCCUGACAAAAGAAAAAUAUUUUUUUCUGAUGAAUGCUCCAUAUUGCGCUCCUUAAGAGAAGCUUUAGAAAAGAUAUAUUCACCUGACCUUGCUAGCUAUUCUGUGAAUACAUUAGAGGAUAUUACACAAGAAAAACAUAAUUUGAAGUCUUAUGCCCAUCAUGGGAGGUUAGAGCUAAGAUUAAAGCAAAAAUUUUCUGAUUGCACUGUUCCAGACAGACAAUCAGACAGCAGAGAAAAAUCUGCAGAUGCUGAGAUUUUGAGAACAGUAGAGGAGGACAUUAGCAGUUCUCCUGAUGCAGUGAUUAUUCAGAAUAAUGAGGUCAGUCCAACAACAAAGGACUUUAGGCUAAGAUUUCAUUGUACAGAGAAAAAUAGUCAACACUGUGGGAGUCCUGAGAAGCAACUUAUGGAUCUGACAAGUGAUGUGACUGAUAAUUAUGCUUUGCUAUGUCCAAGAUCUAUGGAAAAAGGCAGUAACAAAGGGGCAAGUUUCAUGGGUCGGUCAAAUAUUAUGCAGUCUUCACUUACCAAAUUUGUUACAGUGAACAAGAGAAAGCAUGACAGUAUUAGUUCACCUCUGUCUGAAGUACCAUUACUCAGAAAUGGAACUAUCCAAUCAACAGAAAACAAUUCUGCAAAACACAACACAUUCUCAAGACCUGCAGAGGACUAUAAUAUGGUUGAUGAUUCUGAUGAAUCUAACAAAAAUAGGGCAGAAUCUCCAGCUUUGUCUAAAUUGGACAAAAUCCUUAAUCAUAUGAAGAAUGUGAUUCCCAACACAGACAGAAAACCCCAAGGAGAAAACAUAGAGGAAAGAAAAGGUGAAAAGAAAGAGUUGCCUUCUACUGGUUCUGAAUUAGACGCUUCAUCUAGCAAGUACUUUCCAGAUGUGUCAGAAGACAAAACAGAUACCACACCACAACAACCUUGUGGUGUAUCAUCUGAUUCUCAAAAGGUUUCUUCUGACCCAAAGAUUGGUCCUACCAUGCAAUUUAGUUUUAAAGACUUGAUGAAAAGAAGGAAACAGAGACUGGCAAGAUUACAACUCAACGCUACUGCCUCUAGACACAUGGAAAUGCAAAGGGGUUAUGCUGCAGCAUCACUGGAGCUUUCUCAACCGCUUAACGAAGAGGGCAAGACAAAAGCUUUGGCUGCUGCAACCUCUGAGUUGGAAAGGCUGUUCAGGAAAGAAAGCUUUGCUCAAAUGAAGGUCAUUGGGCAAUUCAAUCUUGGAUUUAUCAUUGGCAAGUUAGAUCAAGACCUUUUUAUAGUUGAUCAGCAUGCUGCAGAUGAAAAAUAUAACUAUGAACGCUUGUCAGAGUCAACAAUUUUAAACCAGCAACCUUUGCUUCGGCCCUUGAAGAUGGAUUUAUCUCCUGAAGAGGAAAUAGUUGUUUCCAUGAACAUGGACACUAUAAGGAAAAAUGGGUUUUCCUUGGAAGAAGAUUUGCAUGCUCCUCCUGGGCUUCGCUUCAAUCUAAAAGCCGUUCCUUUCAGUAAAAACAUAACUUUUGGAGUUGCAGAUGUGAAGGAACUAAUUUCUAUUCUUGCUGGUAGCCAAGAAGACUGUCAUAUUAUGCUUAGUUACAGAAAGGAUACAUCUGAUUCAAUUUGCCCCCCUAGAGUACGUGCAAUGUUGGCAUCACGAGCUUGCAGAUCAUCCGUUAUGAUUGGAGAUCCAUUGGGGAGAAAUGAGAUGCAAAAGAUACUCGAGCAUUUGGCACACUUGAAGUCUCCAUGGAACUGUCCGCAUGGAAGACCAACGAUGCGUCACUUGAUUGACUUGACCACUGUACAUAAAAGGUUAGAUCCAGAUCCAACAUUGUGAACCCUUUACUUGUGUUGUACUGAUCCGAACUAAAAUACAAAAGGGGAAUCGAAUCAAGAAGGCUUGCAAAAUGUUUUGUCACGUAAGUUAUGCACUGCCACCAACUUAUUUUGAACCCUGUGAAAUAGGUGACAAUUUUGUAUAGACAAUCAGUUUUUGAGUUGCACGGAUGUUAUUGUAGUCUUUUUCAAUGUAAUCAUGUAAGAAAAGAGCCUGCAACCCAUUAUCCGUUACAUAUUUUGGCCCUGUUUGGUAACAUUUUAGCUUAUUUGAUCACUAUUAGUUGUUUGACUUGUUAAACAUUCAAUAAAAGUGUUUAAUUAAUUAA